UGGAGGAGGUCUGAAGCGUCUCCGGCGACGGAGGAGGAAAAAUUCCAAGAAGCUUAAGCCCUAAAACCCUUUCCAUGGCUCAUCUCCUCCUUCUCUCCUCUCCCCCUCACCUCUCCCUCUCCUGCGCCUCCGAGCCCUCUUUCUCCUCCUCCCCUUCCAUUCCUCUCUAUCCUCCUCUUCGCACUCUCCAUUUUUCUCGGGUUAGGAGAAGGCGCUUCGUUUCCUCUGCUUCCGCUACGAUUGCUUCUCCUAAACCCCUCAUCGUUUCUUUAAAGGAGAAGUUGGGCAGCUUGAAGGGCACCAAGUGGAGCGACCUCUGGAGCCUGAACAACUGGGUCGUUCGGGAUUACUACCGGCUUGUGAAUGCUGUGAAUGCUCUUGAGCCCCGCAUUCAGAGGCUUUCUGACGAACAGCUGAGGGGAAAGACUGUGGAAUUCCGUCUUCGGUUGAGUCAAGGGGAAACGCUUUCUGAUAUACAGGCAGAGGCAUUUGCCGUAGUUCGAGAAGCUGCCCGAAGGAAACUGGGGAUGCGGCAUUUCGAUGUUCAGAUCAUUGGUGGAGCUGUGCUUCAUGAUGGGUGCAUAGCAGAGAUGAAGACUGGUGAAGGAAAAACACUUGUUUCGACGCUAGCUGCGUAUCUCAAUGCACUCGCUGGAAAUGGAGUUCAUGUGGUGACUGUUAAUGAUUACUUGGCUCAGCGUGAUGCUGAGUGGAUGGGCCGCAUUCAUCGUUUUCUUGGUCUUUCUAUUGGUCUCAUACAGGGGGGCAUGACAGCCGAUGAACGCAGAUCCAACUAUAGCUGUGACAUAACAUACACCAAUAACUCGGAACUUGGCUUUGACUACCUCCGGGACAAUUUGUCUGGAAACAGAGAGAAACUUGUUAUGAGAUGGCCAAAGCCAUUUCAUUUUGCAAUUGUUGAUGAAGUCGACUCAGUCCUUAUUGAUGAGGGAAGGAACCCUUUAUUGAUUAGUGGUGAGGAUAGUAAGGAUGCUGCACGAUAUCCAGUUGCUGCCAAAGUAUCUGAGCUGCUUGGACGAGGCAUUCAUUACAACGUGGAACUUAAGGAUAAUUCUGUGAAUUUGACCGAGGAAGGAGUUGCUCUUGCUGAGAUGGUUCUUGAAACAGAUGAUUUAUGGGAUGAAAAUGAUCCUUGGGCAAGAUUUCUAAUAAAUGCCUUGAAGGCCAAAGAGUUUUACCGCCGUGAUGUCCAAUACAUUGUUAGGAAUGGAAAGGCACUCAUAAUUAAUGAGCUUACAGGGAGAGUUGAAGAGAAAAGGAGAUGGUCUGAAGGUAUUCAUCAAGCAGUAGAAGCUAAAGAGGGCCUAAAAAUCCAGGCUGAUUCAAUUGUUGUUGCCCAAAUAACAUAUCAAUCACUUUUCAAGCUUUAUCCAAAGCUUUCAGGGAUGACAGGAACUGCAAAAACUGAAGAGAAGGAAUUCCUGAAAAUGUUUCAUACGCCAGUUCUUGAAGUCCCUACAAAUUUACCGAAUAUCCGGUGUGACUUACCUAUUCAAGCUUUUGCAACUGCACGUGGGAAGUGGGAGUAUGUUCGGGCAGAAAUUGAAUCAAUGUUUCAAUUGGGUCGCCCUGUUUUAGUUGGAACCACAAGUGUUGAGAAUUCUGAGUAUUUAUCUGAUCUACUGAAAGAUCGAAAUAUUCCCCAUAACGUCCUCAAUGCAAGGCCUAAGUAUGCUGCAAGAGAAGCUGAAAUUGUUGCUCAAGCAGGUCGAAAAUAUGCAAUUACAAUUUCUACCAACAUGGCUGGCAGAGGCACCGAUAUAAUCUUGGGUGGUAACCCAAAGAUGCUUGCAAAAGAAGUUAUAGAAGAUAGCUUGCUCCCAUUUAUGACACAUGAAGCUCCUAAUGUUGAAACUGAUGGGGAGCCAAUUUCUCAAAAGGGUUUGUCAAAGAUAAAGGUGGGACCAUCCUCCUUAGCAUUGCUUGCAAAGGCUGCGCUUAUGGCAAAAUAUGUAUGCAAAAGCGAGGGAAAUGAUUGGUCGUAUAGAAAGGCAAAGUCUGUUAUAUCGGAGUCCAUACAAAUGAGUCAGACAGUUGAAAUGGAAGAACUAGAGAAGCAGUUGGCUGAGGACCCUGGGAUGUAUCCCCUUAAGCCUGUAAUUGCGGUUGCUUUUCUCACGGUCUUGAAAGAUUGUGAAGUACAUUGUUCGAACGAAGGGGCUGAAGUGAAAAGGUUGGGUGGGCUUCAUGUGAUUGGGACAUCCUUACAUGAGUCUAGGCGAAUAGAUAAUCAGCUUCGUGGGAGAGCAGCUAGACAAGGUGAUCCUGGAUCUACAAGGUUUAUGGUAAGCCUACAGGAUGAGAUGUUUCAGAAGUUCAAUUUUGAUACUGAGUGGGCAGUGAAACUCAUAUCAAAGAUUACAAAUAAUGAAGACAUACCAAUUGAGGGCCAUACCAUUGUAAAACAGCUUUUGGCACUUCAAAUAAAUGCAGAGAAGUACUUUUUUGGAAUAAGGAAGAGUCUUGUUGAGUUUGAUGAAGUCCUGGAGUUUCAUCAGGUCCAAAGAAAGCAUGUCUACAACCUUAGGCAGUUGAUUUUAACAGGUGAUUCUGAAAGCUGCCGUGAACAAAUAUUUCAGUACAUGCAAGCAGUAGUAGAUGAAAUUGUUUUCGGAAAUAUUGAUCCACUUAAGCAUCCAAGCAACUGGAGACUUGGAAAGCUCUUUAAUGAGUUUGUCGGAAUUGGUGGAAAGAUAUUGGCUGAAUCAUUUGCAGGGAUCAGGGAGCAGGUUAUAUUAUCAUCAAUUGAGCAGAUUAGUGGAUUAGGCUCUAUAAAGGUUGACACUUUUUCUCUUCCAAACUUGCCGAUACCUCCAAGUACAUUCAGGGGAAUUUGCAAGAAAAAUUCUUCUUUGAAACGUUGGCUUGCUAUCUGUACUGAUGAUACAACAAAGAAAGGAAGGUACCAAGGGACUUGCAACCUUAUUCGCAAGUAUCUUGGGGACUUCUUAAUUGCUUCCUAUUUAGAAGUUGUACAAGAUUCUGGUUAUGAUGAUACAUAUGUUCAAGAAAUUGAGAGAGAAGUAAUUGUGAAGACACUAGAUUGUUUCUGGAGGGACCAUUUGGUUAAUAUGAACAGGCUCAGUUCAGCGGUCAAUGUUCGGAGCUUCGGUCAUAGAGAUCCUCUGGAAGAAUACAAAAUAGAUGGGUGUCGCUUUUUCAUCUCAAUGCUUAGUGCAACACGACGAUUGACAGUGGAAUCAUUACUUCAUUAUUGGUCAUCCCCUAUGGACUCUGAAGAAUUAUAUGCACCAUAAAAAUCAAACGCAUAGGCAGCACAUGAUCAUGUACAAACACUUGGCACAUGUGAUUGAUAUGACCCUUCUGGUGGAAGAUAUUGCUGUGCCCUUGCAAGUUUUCAGAAUGUCUUUAACCGAUGCGAGUGGAAGGAGUAUUUGAUGGAUGGUUGUGAUCUGCAUGAUUGUUUCAAGUGGAUGAUGAUAGAUGGCGGCAAUACCAUCAACCAACAAAAUGUUCGGGCCUAGAUUUUCUUCAAAAGACUUCUAUUUAGGUAAAUUGAUAGAUAAGAAAUUCUACUUUUAAUUGUAGUUUCUCUCAUCUAAGCUCUGAGAAAUCAACAUUGGUGUGUUCUAUUAGCUAUAUAUUUAUAGAAGUGGGAAUCAUGUGACUUACAAAAA
Phoenix dactylifera (date palm) is the source of this 3659-nucleotide messenger RNA. RefSeq names its product Preprotein translocase SecA family protein (gene SECA2). The record is from RefSeq and is a predicted model, not a curated record. Gene Ontology annotation, molecular function: ATP binding. Gene Ontology annotation, cellular component: chloroplast envelope; membrane. Gene Ontology annotation, biological process: protein import; protein targeting; intracellular protein transport. Lineage: Eukaryota; Viridiplantae; Streptophyta; Magnoliopsida; Arecales; Arecaceae.